Mycosarcoma maydis (corn smut) is the source of this 2991-nucleotide messenger RNA. RefSeq names its product putative ribosomal elongation factor EF-2. The coding region runs from base 1 to 2991 and encodes 996 amino acids. Gene Ontology annotation, molecular function: translation elongation factor activity; GTP binding; GTPase activity. The record is from RefSeq and is a predicted model, not a curated record. Gene Ontology annotation, cellular component: U4/U6 x U5 tri-snRNP complex; U2-type catalytic step 2 spliceosome; cytosol. The transcript has a single exon. NCBI's taxonomy places the organism in Eukaryota, Fungi, Basidiomycota, Ustilaginomycetes, Ustilaginales. Gene Ontology annotation, biological process: mRNA splicing, via spliceosome.
AUGGACGACUACGACGAGUUCGGCAACUACAUCGGCCCACUUUCGGACUCAGAGCUUGGUUCAGACGACGACCACUCACAGGGAUAUGGACAAGAUCCACCUCCAUCUCUCGAGCAACCUGCCCCGCUUGAAGGAUAUGAUGAUGGCGAAGACGAUGACGAGCGUCUCGCCAAUAUGGAGCUGGAUGAAGACGGCAACAUAGUGCCUCAACAUGCAUUGAUACGCGUCGAUGAAGCUGCGUCAAACGCAGUGGUAUUGCACGAGGACAAGCAGUACUACCCUUCGGCAUCCGAAGUUUACGGCGAAGAUGUCGAGACCAUGGUACAGGAGGAAGACGCACAGCCACUAUCGGUUCCCAUCGUUGAACCGAUCAAGGUUCGGCGCUUUGCAGUGCAAGAGCAGGGUCUGCCAGAAACUCGCUUCGACAGAGGCUUCCUGUCGAGUCUCAUGGGUUUCCCAGACAUGGUGAGGAAUGUUGCUGUGGUAGGACAUUUGCACCAUGGAAAGACAAGCCUGCUAGACACGUUGGUGUAUGAAACACACAAGAUCGAAGUAGACAUGGAUACGCAUCUGCGCUAUACAGAUGCGCAUUUGCUCGAACGUGACAGAGGCAUCUCAAUCAAGAGUGCGCCGCUGUCGUUGGUACUGGAAGGCACAAAGCGCAAAUCGUACCUGUUGAAUCUCAUUGACACGCCGGGGCAUACCAACUUCCAGGACGAAGUGGCUGCAGCCUGUCGUCUUGCGGAUGGAGUCGUGCUCGUUGUCGAUGUAAUCGAAGGCGUCAUGUGCAACACGGUCCAGAUCAUCCGACAUUGCAUCCUCCAACAGCUUCCUAUUGUCCUUGUGCUGAACAAGCUCGACCGUCUCGUGCUGGAACUCCGACUUCCCCCCAACGAAGCAUACUACAAGAUUCGGCAUGCCAUCCAAGAGGUCAACAACUGCAUCGCUUCCUUUGACGCCAAUCCUGCGCUUCGUCUGGGACCCGAACGGGGCAAUGUUGCCUUUGCCUCAACGCAGAUGGGCUAUUGCUUCACGCUGCGCAGCUUUGCCAAACUUUACGCAGAGACGUAUGGCGCCAGCAUCGACGUGGACGCUUUUGCCCAAAGACUGUGGGGAAACAUCUACUACAAUGCGGAAUCGCGCAACUUUUCGAGGAAGGCGCCAGAUGCAGAGAGCAAGAGGUCGUUUGUGCAUUUUAUCUUGGAGCCGCUGUACAAGAUCUACUCGGCUGUGCUGUCUUCCGACACUCACACGCUCAAGAGGACAUUAGCCGAGCUGCGAAUUCGUCUGAAACCAGCAGUGUUCAAGGUGGAUGUGCGACCUUUGCUCAAGAUCGUGCUCAACCAAUUCUUUGGUCCAUCGCAAGGACUGGUCGAUCUGGUGGUCGACAACAUUCCUUCUCCCAAAGAUGCAGCGGUCAAAAAGCUCGAAAAGUGCUAUACAGGUCCUCGAGCGGGAGCGAUCUACGAAGCUAUGGCAGCCUGCGAUGCUGACGCGUCACUCGUAAUCCAUGUAUCCAAACUCUAUCAAACCAUCGACGCGCAAGAGUUUCGCGCGUUCGGACGUGUCAUGGCGGGCACAGCACGUCCAGGGAUGCGAGUCAAAGUGCUUGGAGAAGCAUUCUCGCAAGACGACGAGGAAGAUAUGGUACUCGCCACAAUCCAAACCGUCGGCGUCUAUGAGACGCGCUAUGUUGUGCCGACAGACGGUGUUCCCGCUGGCAAUUGGGUUUUGCUCUCGGGUAUCGAUGCGUCUCUUUCCAAAACUGGCACGAUUGUCGAUGCGUCGCUCGCCACCGAAGACGUUUCCAUCUUUGCCCCGAUUGAACACAUGACGCAAUCCGUGCUCAAAGUCUCGGUCGAACCUUUAAACCCCUCAGAACUACCAAAGAUGCUCGAAGGCCUCCGUCGCAUCAACAAGAGUUAUCCACUGGCGGUGACGAAAGUGGAAGAGUCGGGGGAACACGUCAUCAUGGGUACUGGUGAACUGUACCUCGACUGUGUGCUGCACGAUCUGCGAGUGCUCUUUUCCGAGAUCGAGAUUCGCGUUUCAGAUCCAGUGGCGCGCUUCUGCGAAACGGUGGUAGAGACGUCUUCUGUGAAAUGCUACGCAUCGACGCCAAACAAGAAGAACAAGCUGACGAUCAUCUGCGAACCUUUGGAAAAAGGGGUUGCUGAAGACAUUGAAUCUGGGUUGUUGGAUAUCAAGAUGCCUCCCAAGCAGUUGGGCAAGGUGCUGCAAGAGAAGUACGGGUGGGAUCUGCUGGCGAGUCGAAGUGUGUGGGCUUUUGGACCGGAUGAACGGGGAGCGAACGUUCUUGUCGACGACACCUUGCCUUCGGAGGUGGACAAGAAGUUGCUGUAUGCGGUGAAGGAGAGUAUCACCCAGGGAUUCCAAUGGGGAUGUCGAGAAGGACCGUUGGCGGACGAGCCGAUGCGCAACGUGAAAUUCCGCAUUCUCGAUGCAACACUAGCGCACGAGCCGAUUCACCGUGGUGGAGGCCAAAUCAUCCCCACUGCGCGCCGUGCCUGCUACGCGGCGCUGUUGAUGGCGACGCCGAGACUCAUGGAGCCGAUCUACGAAGUGGAGGUACAAACUACGGCCACUGGUGUCGCCGCCGUGUAUACGUUGCUUGCCAAACGUCGUGGCCACGUUGUCAAAGAUACUCCGAAACCUGGCUCGACGCUGUAUACGGUGCAAGCGUACAUUCCAGUAAUCGACGCCAAUGGCUUUGAAACCGACCUGCGCAUUGCAACCCAGGGCCAAGCGUUCGCGAUGAUGUUCUUCAGCCACUGGAGUAUCGUACCGGGCAAUCCGAUAGAUAGCAGUGUAAAACUGCGCCCGUUGGAACCGGCUCCCAUGCUCGGAUUGGCCAAGGACUUUGUGGUCAAGACGAGAAGGAGAAAGGGUUUGCCCGAGAACGUUGCUGUAGCCAGCUACUUGGAUGCCGAGAUGACCGUCGCCUUGGCUCAGGCUGGCAUCGAGAUGUAG